Molecule: messenger RNA, 471 nt
Organism: Dictyostelium discoideum AX4
Lineage: Eukaryota; Evosea; Eumycetozoa; Dictyosteliales; Dictyosteliaceae
Exons: 3
Coding region: 1-471 (156 amino acids)
Source: RefSeq, a predicted model, not a curated record
AUGGCAACCACUAUAAAUACAAGUAAUAAAAACACUGUUAAAUUGCUUGACAUAUUAAAAAUAAUAUUUGAAAAUAAUAAAACCAAUACAAUAUCAGAAGAAACACUAUUAAGUUUAUAUUAUAUUUUCGAUCAAACAAUAUUUGCAUCAUUAGAGUUAAUUGAUAAAGAACUUAUAACCAAAUAUGUUUUUCAACCAUCCAAUAGAUAUUUUUAUGUGGUUGAAGGUAGAAAAGGUGCAAAAUACAUGUGCCUAAUUCAAGGAGAUUAUUGUAGUUGCCCAUCUUUUAAUUUCUCUGUACUUUUAAAAUCUGAUUCAGUUUAUUGUAAACAUCAAAUAUCAUCAAUCUUAGCAGAAAUAAUUUCAAAUGUAAAAGUCAUUGAAUUUGAUGAUUCUGAAUAUCAGUCUCAAAUUUUAUCAAUUGAGUCUCUUAGCUUUAAGACUCCAACUCACAAAUUUCAACAAAAAUAG